Osmia bicornis bicornis is the source of this 853-nucleotide messenger RNA. RefSeq lists its product as uncharacterized. NCBI's taxonomy places the organism in Eukaryota, Metazoa, Arthropoda, Insecta, Hymenoptera, Megachilidae. The coding region runs from base 381 to 851 and encodes 156 amino acids. The transcript is spliced from 3 exons. The record is from RefSeq and is a predicted model, not a curated record.
AUAAAAGCAAUUUAUCUAUUUUUUAUACCUGUACAGUUGGCAUAUCAACAGAAAUGUACACGUAUAAUUGUUUAAUAUAAAAGUUUAUAUUUUGAAUAUCCUGAAUAACCACUUAUACUUUAAUUAAAAUAAAAACUUUUUAACAAUCUAUUUAUUGUCUUUAAUUGUACAAAUACAAAUAUUCUUUGUAGUAUAGAAAUAAUAUUUAUUUCUUUGAACAUAUUAUAACAUUAAAAACAAAUGAAAGUUAUAGUAAUAUUCAACAUCUUUUUCUUAAUUCAACUCGUCAAAAAUAUAUUUAAAAAUUCACAUAUAAAUUAACUAGUUAAUUUAUCUUUUAAAAUUAUGUUUUAUUGUCAUUAUGGUACAUAUACGUAAAAAUGUCUCGGCCUUUGUUAAAUUUAUCUAAAAGCGGUCUUAAUGUCAAUGAAAGUCGUAAAUUAUCAACUAAAACGCUUAAAUUUAAAAAGUCAAUAACUGUAACAAGUCGAAAAUGCAGUUCAAAUUUGAAAAAUCAAGACCGAUUAUUAGGAGGAGCAGAUGCACCCGUUGAAACAGAAGAUAUAAGCACGACAAAAGAAAUUACUGAGGAUACUUCUAUUGAAGUGGAAACUGUUGAUCAAACAUCUACUUCUAACAUAGAAAAUGGAAAAAUCUCAUUUCCCUCAAGUGGACCAUGUUGCUCUUGUUUAUCACAAGUACCAGGAUCAACUGGAGAUAAGAAGGUAGAUGAAAUGAUCGACGAUGUGCAUCAAAAUUUACAAGAAGCGGGUAAAGCAUUGGCCACCUUAAGCGAAAAUUUUGAGCACGAAUCAAAGGUUGAGCCCUGUACGCAAGUAGAAUCAUCAUGAAA